AUGCUGACUCAAGUGGAACAGGAUAUUCAUAAGAAGAUUGAGAGGGAAAAGAACAUUAUUGUAGGGGCCUCGAAUCUGAAGAAAAAGACGGAUAAUGUUAUGGUGAUACAGAAAUGUAACACGAACAUAAGAGAGGCACAGCAGAAUAUUGAGUACUUGCAAGAAACGCUAAAAAAGCUGCAAAUGCAACAGACCAAUGACCGCAAAUACCCUGCUGAAAAUCGUACGAGCCAAGGCUAUGGCCAAUUGACCACAAUAGCGCCGGAAGAACAUCGAUUUUCAAGGUUGGACGUUAUGAAGUAUGAUUGCCCCUCUCUCUCACAAAGGAUUCAAUAUAUGCUUCAGCAGCUUGAGUUCAAGCUACAAGUUGAAGAGCAAUAUCAGGAGGCUAAUGACAAAUUGACGAAGCUCUACCAGAUCGACGGAGACCAACGGAGCAGCUCAGCAGCUCAAGGUGGUUCCAGAGAAUCUAAGCAAAGGAUUCUUCUUUUGAAAAAGGCUCUGAAAAAAUAUCAAGCUAUCAAUGUAGACCCUGAUCUUUUGAAACACGCAGCGGAUGAUUUGACGAUCACGCAACCAAAAUUCAGGAGAAAACAGCUCACGGGGACUCUUACAAUUGGAAUCAAUGCGAUUCGUGAUGUUGAUCAUAUUGAAUCGCCUCUUUUUUCGCGAAAACCAGAGACAUUCAUCACCAUAAAAAUUGAUGAUGCUAUUAGAGCUAAAACCAAGCCCUCUCGAAACGACAGAUGGAAUGAAGAGUUUAACAUUCACGUUGGGAAAGGGAAUGAAAUUGAGAUAACGGUGUAUGAUAAAAUUAAUGACCAGAUGGUUCCAGUUGCUGUAAUGUGGCUAAUGCUUUCGGAUAUUGCUGAAGAAAUUAGGAAAAAGAAGGCGGGCCAGAUCGGCCAGGCUGGAUGGGUCAGUAACUCUACGAUUCCUCUCGCCCCAGCUGAAAACGAUACGUAUCUUCCCACACAUCCUGCCAUUGCUGAAGCUAACGCCAAUGGAGCUCUGCGCCAGACUAGUGAUUCCUCCUAUGAUGGCCCAAGCCCCUCUCAACCAAUCACUACCAACUCAUGGUUUGUAUUGGAACCUUCAGGCCAGAUUUUAUUGACUCUCGGAUUUAGCAAGUCUAGUGAACCCACGGAAAAAGGUUUAUCGGGAGGAUUACAUCGUCACGGUGCAAUCAUUAAUAGGAAGGAAGAAAUAUACGAGCAGCACGGGCACCAUUUUGUCCAAAAGUCGUUUUACAAUAUUAUGUGCUGCGCAUAUUGUGGCGAUUUUCUACGUUAUACGGGAUUUCAAUGUCAGGACUGUAAGUUUCUCUGUCACAAAAAAUGUUAUACUCACGUUAUCACGAAAUGUAUUGCAAAGACAAGUACAGACACAAACCCUGAUGAGGCCAAGUUGAAUCAUCGUAUCCCUCAUAGAUUUGAACCAGUCUCCAACCGUGGCACAAAGUGGUGUUGUCACUGUGGUUAUAUUUUACCAUGGGGCAGAAAAAAUGUGCGCAAGUGCACUGAGUGUGGUGUCAUGUGUCAUGCCCAAUGUGCUCAUCUUGUCCCUGAUUUUUGCGGUAUGUCAAUGGAAAUGGCAAAUAAAGUGUUAACAGCUAUCCAAGACACUAAGCGUUCUCAAGAACUUAGAAAAAAAUCUGCUGGUGUUACCGGAGGUGCCCUGGGGACACAACCUAUUCGUGAGACUCAUUACGAUUCCCUCAACUCCAAUAACCGUAAUGUACCACGCCUCGAACCGUUACAGAACACACCCGUCAACACUGCUCUUGAAAACCUACAUAUCGCUCCUUCAAACGAUACACCAAUAGGAGGCAAAAAUUACAACUUUACUGAAGUAUCUCAUCCUCAACAUGUUUCGAUAAAGCCAACGAUACCCGUUGCAGAGAGAAAAGCUGAAGUUAAUAAUAGGCUGAAUAACUUCAUCGAAGAAAACAGUGCAUAUCAGACCUUUACAAGCACUGCUGGCACGAAUGAUAUGUCAGAAGAAGAAGAAAUUCAUCCUACGUUAGAUCCUUCCUAUACUAACAUGUCUUUUGAACCUGAUCAUGAAGAUAUCGAAUUAAUCCAACGGAUGAAGCAGAACAGCCACGAUCAGUACUUGGAGGAAGAGCAAAGGGUCAUGGAGCCUAAACAGCAUAAUUCACCCAUGGGUAAUGACGCUGAUCACAAUGACGUCCAAUUGAACUUAGAAACAAGACAAACUCCUUAUAAUCUGAUCCCCAGUACUGAAAAGAUGGAUAUAGAGCCAAUUAUGUCCACCAUUUCAAACGAAGGCAAAUCCCAAAAUCCAUUUAGGGAAAUGGAUGCCGGAAGCUUUGAGCAACGGCAGCUCAAUGAGAUACAUGGUGCCAACGAAUCUUCACAGCACCAAUUGUUAUCAAGUAGAGAAGAGCCCUCAUAUGCAUCGCAACAAUCCUCUCCUCAAAAGUCACAUACUAGUUCAAGGCACAAGAGAAGGACACCAAGACGUCGUAAAAUUUCACUUGAUGAUUUUGUUCUACUUAAAGUUUUAGGAAAGGGUAAUUUUGGUAAAGUUUUGCUUGCCAAAUCGAAAAAUAAUGAGCGUCUGUGUGCAAUCAAAGUUUUGAAGAAAGACCACAUUAUAAAAAAUCACGAUAUAGAAAGUGCGAGAGCCGAGAAGAAGGUAUUUUUACUGGCUACAAAGGCUAAACAUCCUUUCCUCACCAAUCUUUACUGUUCAUUCCAAACCGAAAAUCGUAUCUACUUUGCAAUGGAGUUUAUCGGUGGUGGCGAUUUAAUGUGGCAUGUUCAAAAUCAAAGGCUUUCCGUCAGGAGAGCAAAAUUCUAUGCAGCCGAAGUGCUAUUAGCGCUCAAGUACUUUCAUGAUAAUGGUGUCAUUUACCGUGAUUUGAAGUUAGAAAACAUCCUUCUGACCCCAGAUGGGCACAUCAAAAUUGCCGAUUACGGUCUGUGUAAAGACGGCAUGUGGUAUGGAAACAAGACCUCAACUUUCUGUGGUACGCCAGAAUUCAUGGCUCCAGAAAUUCUUAAAGAACAAGAAUACACGAAAGCUGUUGACUGGUGGGCAUUUGGAGUUUUACUCUAUCAGAUGCUGCUGUGCCAAUCUCCCUUUUCAGGUGAUGAUGAAGAUGAGGUAUUCAAUGCUAUUUUAACUGACGAACCACUGUAUCCUAUUGAUAUGGCUGGCGAAAUUGUACAAAUUUUCCAAGGCCUGCUAACAAAAGAUCCCGAAAGACGUUUGGGGGCUGGUCCUCGUGAUGCAUUAGAGGUUAUGGAGGAACCAUUCUUCAAGAACAUAAACUUUGAUGAUAUUUUAAAUUUACGGGUUAACCCACCUUAUGUUCCCGAAAUCAAAGCUGCUGAUGAUACGUCAUAUUUCGAGAAGGAGUUCACUUCAGCUCCUCCAACUUUAACUCCAUUGCCAUCGGUGCUAAGCUCAAAUUUGCAGGAAGAGUUCCGUGGUUUUUCGUUUAUGCCCGAUGACCUUCUGCUGUAA
Molecule: messenger RNA, 3495 nt
Organism: Lachancea fermentati
Lineage: Eukaryota; Fungi; Ascomycota; Saccharomycetes; Saccharomycetales; Saccharomycetaceae
Source: the annotation of a GenBank genome assembly